AUGUCAAACGUCCCUGUUCCUCCCAAUGUGAUGGUGCAGGUAUUCCCGAAGCCCGGCAAGGAGAAGCGCGUGGAAGAGCUCAUCACCCAUGUCGCCGAGCAAGUUCGCCAGCAUGAGCCCUGGAUCAGCUUUUACCGUCACUAUAAAGCCAAGCAUGUGGGCGGCUCGUCUGAGGCAGACGGUGGUGAAUAUGUCAUUGUCUUUCGGCUCGACGACAUGUCGAAGCUUCAGUCUCGGCGCGACAUGCAGCACCACCAAGACCUCGGCAAGACCAUCCGUGAGGAGGACCUGUUGCGCACGCCGUUGAAGUAUACCGAGCUCGAGGAUAUGGGGUUCUGGAAGCGGUGA
Messenger RNA from Fonsecaea multimorphosa CBS 102226, 348 nucleotides. RefSeq lists its product as uncharacterized. The record is from RefSeq and is a predicted model, not a curated record. Bases 1 to 348 code for a protein of 115 amino acids. NCBI's taxonomy places the organism in Eukaryota, Fungi, Ascomycota, Eurotiomycetes, Chaetothyriales, Herpotrichiellaceae. The transcript has 2 exons.